UUCCUGCUGGGCUACUGAAGCAGAAUUAUGCCUUCAACACAAGCUGAAAACUGAAUAGUAUAUCCAUCUUUCUCAAGACCCUUUCUUUUUCCAUGUGUGCAGGCGGCCGAUGAUUCUGACAGGCAGCAUGGAGGAUCUGUCUCCUCUUGGAUCGCAUGGAGGAUUGGGUGGACAAUGCAAGAUGAUCUGUACAUUCACUUGGCACUAGCACCAGUAUUGCAUUGCCAUCUUCUGGAUCGUUCACUAUGGACCUCGUCGAGCCGCCGCCACAGUCCCCCUCCAUCUUCCUCGACCUUCCCCCAACACCCCACGAUGGCAGCGGUGGCGGCGUUCCCACCUCAGAACAGCAGCAGGAAGAGGAUGUGGCUGGCCUCAAGCACAUCGCGCGUAUGCUCAUGGAGGAGGAGGUAUUGGACGGCAGGUUCUCAUGGCACGAAGACCACCCCGCCCUCCUCCACGCCCAGCAGUCCUUGGCCCAGAUCAUCUCCUCCUCGUCUUCCUCCGACGCCAUGGAGACCGCCGGAGCAGAGCACCGUGUACGUAUCAGCAGCACGGACCUGCUGAACAUGGCGUUCCUCAGGGGCAGGGAGGAAGCCAGCAAGUUGUUGCCCAGAGACGACAGGCUCGUGAUCAGCCCGGAGCCUCACAUUCCGUGUGCCACCAAUGGACUACGACUAUAG
Messenger RNA from Panicum virgatum (switchgrass), 680 nucleotides. RefSeq lists its product as uncharacterized. The record is from RefSeq and is a predicted model, not a curated record. The coding region runs from base 246 to 680 and encodes 144 amino acids. The transcript has a single exon. NCBI's taxonomy places the organism in Eukaryota, Viridiplantae, Streptophyta, Magnoliopsida, Poales, Poaceae.